Coturnix japonica (Japanese quail) is the source of this 7727-nucleotide messenger RNA. It is a transcript of the gene NCOA3, whose product is annotated as nuclear receptor coactivator 3. Gene Ontology annotation, biological process: positive regulation of transcription by RNA polymerase II; cellular response to hormone stimulus. The record is from RefSeq and is a predicted model, not a curated record. Lineage: Eukaryota; Metazoa; Chordata; Aves; Galliformes; Phasianidae. Gene Ontology annotation, molecular function: protein dimerization activity; nuclear receptor binding. Gene Ontology annotation, cellular component: nucleus.
CGAUCUCCGAGCCGGGGCUGCGAGGAUUCCCAAGGCAGCGCGCGGAUGCCUUUACCUCUUUGCAACCAUUGUAACUUCGGCGCUGCGCGUAGUUCUGAGGGCAUUCCUCGAGCAGCGGUCGGAGGCUGCUGUGCUGGGUUGGAGCUUUCCCGUACCGCUGUGCGAUGCGUAUCUGAGUGAGGCAUUCCUUCUGGCUUCUGUUGGAGAGAGAAGACUGCUAGGAUGUGACUUAAAAUGUUUUCUGAUUCUGGGGACCCUGUGAAAAGUAUCCUGUGCUUGAAUGUUUGUUAAGGUCAGUUGCUGAUGUAUGGUCAGGAUGAGUGGAUUAGGAGAAAACUCCUUGGAUAGCUUGACCAAUGAGUCAAGGAAACGUAAGCCGCUGCCCUGUGAUACUCCAGGUGCAAGUCUGACCUGCAGUGGUGAGAAGCGUCGACGUGAGCAGGAAAGCAAAUACAUUGAAGAACUGGCUGAACUGAUAUCUGCUAAUCUGAGUGACAUUGACAAUUUCAAUGUCAAACCAGACAAGUGUGCUAUUUUAAAGGAAACUGUGAGACAGAUUCGACAGAUAAAGGAGCAAGGAAAAGCAGUUUCCAAUGAUGAUGAUGUUCAGAAAGCUGAUGUGUCUUCCACAGGUCAAGGAGUUAUUGAUAAGGACUCCUUGGGACCUCUUUUACUACAGGCAUUGGACGGUUUCCUGUUCGUUGUCAAUCGAGAUGGGAACAUAGUAUUUGUGUCAGAAAAUGUCACACAGUAUUUGCAAUAUAAACAGGAAGAUUUGGUUAAUACAAGUGUCUAUGGUAUCUUGCAUGAAGAGGACCGGAAGGACUUCCUUAAAAACUUGCCUAAAUCUUCAGUUAAUGGAGUCGCUUGGACCAAUGACGCACCUAGACAGAAGAGUCAUACAUUUAAUUGUCGGAUGAUGGUGAAAACUUCCCAUGAUCUUUUGGAAGAUGUGGGCAGCCACCAGGAAACACGCCAGAGAUAUGAAACAAUGCAGUGCUUUGCAUUAUCCCAGCCAAGAGCUAUGAUGGAAGAGGGGGAAGAUUUACAGUCCUGUAUGAUUUGUGUGGCACGUCGUAUCGCAACUGCAGAAAGAGUAUUUUCAGCAAAUCCAGAGAGCUUCAUUACCAGACAUGAUCUUUCAGGCAAACUUGUCAACAUCGACACAAACUCAUUACGAUCUUCCAUGAGACCUGGCUUUGAGGAUACAAUUCGCCGGUGUAUUCAGAGGUUCUUAUGCCAUAACGAUGGACAGUCGUGGUCAAACAAACGCCACUAUCAUGAAGCUUAUACACAAGGCCAUGCUGAAACACCAUUGUAUCGCUUUUCCUUAGCGGAUGGAACUAUAGUGACAGCACAAACAAAGAGUAAAGUGUUCAGAAAUCCAGUAACUAAUGAUCGCCAUGGAUUUGUCUCUACUCACUUUCUUCAAAGAGAGCAAAAUGGAUAUCGACCGAAUCCUAAUGCAGUUGGGCAAAACAUCAGAACAACAGUGGCUGGAAAUACAAAUUCUGUUGGUCUUAUGAAUAUGUCACCUGGUCAAGGCAUGACAAUGCAGAACAGGAACUAUAGCCUGGGAGAUCCCAGUACAGUGGGUCAGCUGAGUAGCUCUCGAUAUGGAGGCUCUGGUAAUAUGGGACAAGUGAGCUCUGGACCUGGAAUGCAGUCCUCUGCUUAUCAGAGCAACAAUUAUGGGUUAAAUAUGAGUAGCCCACCACAUGGUAGUCCUGGUUUAACUUCUAAUCAACAGAAUCUAAUGAUGUCUACUAGGAAUCGAGGGAGUCCAAAAAUGAAUUCACACCAGUUUUCUCCAGUUACAGGUAUGCACUCUCCAAUGGGAUCUGCCAGCAACACCAGCAACAGCACUUUCUCUAGCAGUUCUCUUAGUGCUCUUCAAGCCAUUAGUGAGGGGGUUGGAACUUCCCUUUUAUCAACACUUUCUUCACCAGGUCCAAAAUUGGAUAGUUCUCCAAACAUGAGCAUAACUCAGCAAAAUAAAGGAAAUAACCAGGACUCCAAAAGCCCUUCAGGCUUGUAUUGUGAACAAAAUCAGGUGGAAAGUUCCAUCUGCCAAUCAAACAGCAGGGAUGUCCUAGGUGAAAAAGAUAGUAAAGAGGGAAGUCUAGAUGCAUCUGAAAGUCAGAGAGGACAAUCUGAAAGCAAAGGGCAUAAAAAGCUGCUUCAGUUACUCACAUGCUCUUCAGAUGAAAGAGGACAUUCUACAGCAUCAAACUCACCUUUAGACUCCAAUUGUAAAGAAUCUUCUACCAAUGUUACCAGUCCUUCAGGAGUUUCCUCAUCAACAUCUGGAGGGGUUUCUUCCUCCUCAAAUGUGCAUGGGUCACUCCUGCAAGAGAAGCAUAGGAUUUUACAUAAAUUGUUGCAAAACGGUAAUUCCCCUGCAGAGGUUGCCAAAAUAACAGCUGAAGCUACUGGUAAAGACACAUAUCAUGACACUAGUAACACAGUCCCGUGUGGAGAAGGUACAGUCAAACAGGAACAACUGAGCCCAAAGAAGAAAGAAAACAAUGCUUUACUAAGAUACCUGUUAGAUAAAGAUGAUGUUAAGGAUCCGCUUUCCAAAGAGCUAAAGCCAAAAGUGGAAAAUGUAGAUAAUAAAAUGGGACAAUGCAGUAGUUCUACUAUUCCUACUUCCAGUCAAGAAAAGGAGAUGAAAAUAAAAACAGAACCAACAGAAGAGAUGAGUGGAGACUUGGAUAAUUUGGAUGCAAUUUUAGGGGAUCUGACUAGUUCAGACUUUUAUAAUAAUGCGAUGUCUGCAAGUGGAAAUAACUUUGGAACGAAGCAAGCAUUAUUUCAAGGAAAUGCUCCACUGACAGGUAUGAGGAGUCCCCAGUCUGUGCAGGCUGCCCGCCCGCCUUUCAGCAGAGCCAUGUCUUUAGACAGCCCUGUGGGCUCAGGUGCUACAGUGCGAAAUGUCAAUGCAUUCUCCAUGUUACAAAAGCAAAACCUGAUGGGUGGAUGUCCAAGAAUGACUGAAAACCAGGAAAGCUUUGGAGCAAAUAUUGCAAGUACUCCCAAUAGAAGUGUAUCUAUGAAUCAACAUCAAUCAGGAGACUGGGGUUUGGCAAAUUCGAAGGUUAGCAGAUUGGAACCUACAAGCUCUACUUCCAUGCUGAGACAAGGAGCUGAGUUCAGUGCAUCCCUUCCCAGACCCACAGCGGGUGCAUCUAUGCCUGGGCUGCCCGUCCGUUCAAACAGCAUCCCUGGGACAAGACCGAUGCUACAACAGCAAAUGAUGCAUAUGAGGUCAAAUGAGAUUAAUGUUGGUAUGGGGGGAAAUCCUUAUGGACAGCCAGGACCAGCCAGCCAGCCAGGAUCAUGGCCUGACAACAUGCUGUCCAUGGAGCAAGCAUCUCGGGGUUUACAAAACAGACAAUUAGUGAGGAACUCUUUGGAUGACCUCUUAAGUGCAGCACCAAGUGUGGAAGGCCAGAAUGAUGAAAGGGCUCUUUUGGAUCAGCUGCACACAUUGCUGAGUAAUACGGAUGUCACAAGCCUUGAAGAAAUUGACAGAGCUCUAGGAAUUCCUGAUCUUGUAAACCAAGGGCAAACUUUGGAACCCAAACAAGAUUCAUUUCAAGGUCAGGAAUCCGCAGUGAUGAUUGACCAGAAGCCUUCAUUAUAUGGUCAGCCCUACCAAGGGCAGGGCACAGCCUUGCCAGGAGGUUUUAAUAACAUCCAGGGACAGCAGCCAUCCUUUAAUUCCGUGAUGAAUCAGAUGAGCCAACAAAACAGUUUUCCACUUCAAAGUAUGCAUCCUAGAGCAAAUGCAAUGAGACCUCGGACCAAUACACCAAAGCAGCUCCGCAUGCAGCUCCAGCAGAGGCUUCAGGGGCAGCAGUUUAUGAAUCAAACCCGUCAAGCGCUUGAAAUGAAAAUGGAAAAUCCAGGCAGCAGUAAUAGCUCAGUGAUGAGACCAGUAAUGCAGCCACAGGUGGGAUCACAGCAGCAAGGUUUUCUUAAUGCUCAAAUGGUGGCUCAGCGUAACAGGGAGCUAAUAAGUCAUCAUUUUAGACAACAGAGGAUGGCAAUGAUGAUGCAGCAGCAACAACCUCAGGCCUUCAGUCCACCACCAAACGUGACUGCCUCAGGAAGCAUGGAUAGUGGUCUGACCGGCCCUCCGAUGGCUCAAGUUCCUCCACAGCAAUUCUCCUAUCCACCUAAUUAUGGAAUAAGCCAACAGCCUGAUCCUGCGUAUAGUAGAGUAUCAAGCCCUCCCAAUCCAAUGAUGGCAUCAAGAAUUGGACCUUCCCAGAAUCCUAUGAUGCAGCAUCCUCAGGCAGCACCAAUGUACCAGUCUCCUGAGUUGAAGGGCUGGCCAUCGGGGAGCAUGGCCAGGAGCAGUUCUUUCCCACAGAACCAGUUCAGCCAUCAAGGUAAUCCUGCAACAUACAGUAUGAUGCACAUGAAUGGCAGCAGUGGCCAUAUGGGACAGAUGAACAUUAGUACGGUGCCUAUGUCAGGGAUGCCUAUGGGUCCAGACCAGAAAUACUGCUGACAUCUGCACCUGUGAUCUCCAACUGAGAAUGCACUGUAUUAAUGAUGCACUAGUAUUAGAAAGAAAAGUUAUGCAUUCUUCAUGGCAACUAGUCCUGGCCUUAUGGAAGUGACUUUUUCCUGCUAAUCACCAUGGUGUCCUAAGUUAUUUCAUUGAGGAAAAGAUGAAAACAAACUUUUUUAGUAGAAGCGGUCUGUAUUACUGUAUAUUGUGUUGUACAAAAAAGGUCAUAGAUAUUUUUGGCGCUCUGCCUCUAGAAAUGUGAAUUUGGCAAUGGCAUUUUAAUAAGUAUGAUGGGUAGAGCCAGCCCUGAAAUACCUUGUCUAUUUACUGUAGCUAUCCAAAGCCCUUUAUCUACAGGCAGACAAAAGUGCCUGGAGAAAUCACAGUGGUAAGAAUUUUCUGAUUUCUCUAGUAAGAAUAUCUGACAGAGAAUGUAGUUCCUAGCCUUGACUCUUUUAUAUGAAUUCCUGAAUAUAAAUGCUGCUUUUAAUCCCCUACCCCCCAAGAGUCAGGAUUUCCCAGGCAAAGUUAUCAGUGCAAAAUGAAUUGGCACAUACUAUUCCAGAAUCCUGUCAAUUGAUGCCAAGGGGUAAAACGAGCGGAUGAUAAAUUUAAAUUAUUUAAAUGCAAUUGUGACUAAUAUUUACAUAUUGAUGUGCAGCUGAGUGCACUUUAUAGAAGACUAUAUAAUGGAUUAAUGCAAUAUCUUUAAUAAGGACUUAAUAUGAAGGUAGGGUGUACUCAUGUUCCUUCUCAAACACAAUCUCUUAAAAAUUAUUUGAAAAGACUGCAUAGUGUGUUUUGUGUGUGGAAAUCAGAGCAAUAAUCUUUCAUCGUUUUGAAAACAACUUCAGAAAACUCAAGGCAAGGCACUGCAGUCUGAAUCAGAAUUUUACAGUCUUUCUUUUUGUGAAUAAGUUUUGUAAAUAUGUUCUUUAAGAUAAUGUAUUAUAUAUAUGACUUUUGUAGGUCACUAACUCAUUUUUGCAGAGUUUGUGAAGCUAAAUAUUUAACUAAAUUGAUUUAUGUAAACUCAGCGUAGUUGAGGUCCAAAUAGAAUACUUUUUUUUAAUUGAUGACUUUGAAGCUGGGUGACCUUGGCCCACAACUUUCUCCUCUUUGGUCUUCGACACUUCAUUUAUUUUUACAUCUUUAACAUGUAGCUUUUUAUAAAAGACCAGUUGUUCGAUGCUUUCUCCACCUGUGAGCACUUUGUUACGUUUAUUUUUACGUAUGGCAGUUGGACAGAAAGUCUCUGCGUUCUAAGAUGUUGUGAUGGUCACGUCUUUAUUAUCUUGCCUUUUCUGCUGAUGGAUCCAGACUGUGUCUUUUUUGGGCAAAUUUAAUGAACUCUACAUGUUCUUCAAAAGAAGUCUGUCUGUUGCAAAAUAUACGUCAUGUGACAUCCAGAAAUCUUUAAGGAUAUUAAGCCACACUUUAACCAAAUGUCUGCACCUCAUUGGAUUGUUCUAAUAGUGAUGAAUGUACUUUCUGAGCAGGCUUCUCUUGUAUCAGUAUUUAAGUUUGGUUACAAAUUUGUUCCUAUUAUUUGCUGAUUGUUUUUUUUCCCCUCCUAUCUUGGUUCCUUGGAAUGAAGAUCCUGUUGCAGUUUGUCCGGUCUCAGGCAGUUACAGCGAGUCAAACCCGUACACUUCCAUAAGGGACAACCCAGAAAUGCUUAAGAUACAUGGUGCUUUUGCACUGUUGUUCACUGUAUAAUGGAAAACUGACUUCUCCCAAGCAAGUAAAGUCAAAAAACCAAAAGCAUUCUCAAUUGCUUCUUGGUACUGUAAGUAAGUGUGAGGCGGUUUUAUUUUUAAGAAUAUGCAGCGAUCUUCCAUUUUAAUAGACAUUACUUACCUAGAAAAAAAACUUCAGGAUGUUCCUCGAUAGCAUACAGCCAGUUGUGUUCCAAAGAGAAUGUAGAUUCCAUCUACUUUUAUGCAACCCUGUUUUUGCAAUCAGACCUGAAUAUAUAGAUUUGGUGGUGGUAUUUAUUUGAAACCUUCAGUCCAAUUCACGUGUGGGUUUUUUUAUUGCAAAACUCUUAAAAGGCUGAGGAACUUUUAUCAUCUUAUUUCUUAGGAUGUAUCUAUUUGUUGAGUAAGUGCUGCCUACUGAAGUCAAAAGGCAACAGGCAUUUGUUUUUUGUAUCAAAUGAGAGUAGAACAGUCCCUGUAUUUUGUAGUUAUUCAUUAUAUUGAUGGAAACUACAAACCCUGGUUGCUUUCAUUAGGUGAGCUCUUAGACUGUGCACUACUUUAGACAUUGUGCCCUGUUGUUUUUUUUUAAUGAGUGAUUCUGUUUAUGCGUCUGUGUGUAACUGGUGCUUGACCAGUGUUACAAAAGAUCAUCGGUUUCUCAUCUAUAUGCAGAAUGUUGGAGCUUUCUCAUACAGAACCUACUUUUUUGCUGAAUCCAAAGAUUUUUAGUUUAAACGUGACUGGGGGGAGGGUGCAUUUGUUUUUUAUAAUAAAUCGAUAACAUCUUUCUUGGCAACAAUGAUCCUAAAUACUAUAUCUAGUUUGAAAAACUUAUCAGCUGCAGUAAAUAAAACUUACCUUGAAACAAGUUAGCAUUUAUAUCUCCACCAGUUCUGAUUUGGUUCUGCAGCAGCAGAUUAUUGUUCUGAUUAUUUUUUUGAACAAAAACAACCAUGUAACAUUUCUCACCUUUACGGGGGCAGUUUGCUGGUACAGCCACCUCUGAUCACUGCUGCACUCUGACAAUAGCUUUGCUGCUUGUCUUCGUUGUUCUUUUGAUCGCAGAAACUGUGUUUAUAAAGUCCACACGUAGUACCUUUAUCCAAUCCUGGUCUGAAAUUCUGCUUUUAAAUUUAGGAAAUCAGGACCACUUUUCAUUUAUAAAACAGAACUAUUUGAAUGUUGUACCAAUUAGCACAGAUUUUAUUUUUGAAUUGAUGUGCAGACUACCAGGUGAUUGAAUGAUACAGCGAGUAUAAAACCAUGUUAUGUUGAGAGCAAUAUUUUAAAAAAUUCUCAGGAGAAGGCAUACAGUAUUGAGAAUUGCAUUUAAGUUUAGUUUACGUUACGUAUUGCUUGAAAUAUCUGUAUCUAUGUUGCAAAACAGAAAACCUUGGGGACUGAGUUAUUAAAGAGUUGGUUGUAAGGUAUUACUGCUCUUCUGAUUUUUGUGUUUGGAUGUUAAUAAUAAUGUAAAUAAAGGUUUCUAUUUAAAAUCA